This is a messenger RNA of Drosophila santomea, 1707 nucleotides long. RefSeq names its product luciferin 4-monooxygenase. Lineage: Eukaryota; Metazoa; Arthropoda; Insecta; Diptera; Drosophilidae. Gene Ontology annotation, biological process: long-chain fatty acid metabolic process; fatty-acyl-CoA biosynthetic process. The transcript is spliced from 4 exons. Bases 27 to 1631 code for a protein of 534 amino acids. Gene Ontology annotation, molecular function: long-chain fatty acid-CoA ligase activity. The record is from RefSeq and is a predicted model, not a curated record.
UAUUAACCACUUCAUGUUGUCCUAUAAUGGGUGAAGUGAAUUAUGAUGAAAACCUGAAGAUCUGGAGUGGACCAGAAACACAGAGCUCAUUUUCGCCGGAUUUGUCCAUCGGAGAGAUCAUCUUUCGUGAAAUGGAGUGCCAUCCAAAACUCACCGCCCAGAUCUCGAUCACAGAGGACACAGUACUGACCCGCGAAGAACUACACAUGAAUGCGAUGCGAGUGGCAAGUUAUAUGAGGGAAAUGGGUUUGGGCCAAGAUGAUAUAGUGGGCGUAAUGGGCAGACACACGACUCACUUAUCCGCUGUGGCAUAUGCAUGUUUCUUUAACGGAACCCCCUUCCACGCCCUUCACAAUGCCUACGAAGAGUCAUGCAUCAGUAAGCUUUUUGGAAUCACAAAACCGCGCUUGAUCUUCUGCGAUGGCGAUGAGUAUGAAAAAGUGCAAUCGGCCACCAAAGAUCUCCAGGUAACGAUAGUCACCAUGCGGAAUCAUCCUGUGGGUUCGGUAAGGAUCCAGGAUAUUCUCACCACGCCCGUGAAGCAGAACUUCCAGCCAGUGCGUCUGAAAGAUGGCACAGAUCAAACUCUGGCCAUACUCAGUUCAUCCGGCACCUCGGGCUUUCCAAAGGCAGUUACCAUCAGCAAUAGUCACAAGGUUAUCGUGGAGUACAUGGGACUAAACAGCUCCAUUGUUCAGUAUACGUCGAGCACCUUGGACUGGUUAUCGGGUCUUUUGAUGGCCAUUUCCACUGGCGUAUUCUGUACCACCAGCAUUAUUGCGGACUGUGACUUCGAUGCUGGGCUUUUAUGUAGCGCUAUAGCGAAGUACAAGAUCUCGUUGGUGCUCUUAAGUAGCUCCUACCUGGCCAUGUUUGCCAACAGCCCAGAGCUUCAAUCGGCUGAUCUUUCUUCCUUAAAAUACCUGUUCUAUGGCGGAUCCAGCUCUUCUCUAGAAGCACAGCGCAGAAUUCGAAGCCAUCUGAGCCACGAUUGCCUACACUUUUGCUACGGCCUAACUGAGCUGAACUCAGCUGGAAGCGUUAACUUGAACUUCGAUGGGAAACCCAACUCAGUGGGUCGUCCGUCCAGGGGUAUUAAAGUUAAGGUAAUAGACGAGCAGGGUGGAGCUCAAGGACCCAAUGUCCAGGGAGAGAUCUGCUUUAACAAUGGCCAAAAGUGGUCUGGUUACUACCUAGAUCCCGAUGAAAGCAGGAAAAUGCAAGACUCUGAGAACUGGAUUCAUACUGGUGACCUCGGCUACGUGGAUGAGGAUGGAUAUAUAUUUGUCAUCGAUCGCCUGAAGGAUAUGCUCAAGUAUCAGAACAUCAUGUUUUAUCCCAGUGAGAUAGAGAAUGUCAUCGCUGAGAUGCCAAAUGUGCUGGAGGCUUGUGUGUUCGGCAUUUGGGAUCCAGUGAAUGGAGAUGAGGCAGCUGCCUCAGUGGUCAAGAAACAGGGUGCCCAGUUGGAAGCCCAGGAGGUGGUGGACUACGUCAGGAAACGUACAACUGCCAAGUAUAAGCAGCUAAAUGGAGGAGCUUUAAUUGUAGAUGAACUCGUUGGGAGUGGAAACAGAAAGGCAAACAGAGCGGCCGUCAAAAAACACUUUAUCAAUCAUUUCAAUAAUAAAUAGUAACUAGUAACAUACUUAUAACUGAAAAUGGAAAUGUGAUGAAAUCAGGCGCAAUAAAAUCUAAACCAUAACCCAA